Molecule: messenger RNA, 342 nt
Organism: Candidula unifasciata
Lineage: Eukaryota; Metazoa; Mollusca; Gastropoda; Stylommatophora; Geomitridae
Source: the annotation of a GenBank genome assembly
CAUCUCUUACAGAGCUGCAAGCUGGCGGACCUGAAAACAUUGUCUGCACUGUUGGAUCACAGUCUUGCCACACAGCUGAGUCUGCACAGACAUUUUGAUUCGUGUACAAGCUUGUUACAGGAUCUACUAGGAACAUGUUCACAUGUGACUGAUGGGGCAGGCUAUGGUCAGGAGUUUCAGCACUACUCAGCAAAGCUGUGUAUUCAAGUGUUGCGUAUAUAUGCACAUGAUGUGAAGUCAGCCUUCAGCUCAACCUGCAGGGAUGUGGAUGAAGCCUGUGUGACCAGCAUGAGGCAAAGCUGGAACAGAAUUCUGGCAGCAUUGAUAGCUCUCCUUGUACAG